This is a messenger RNA of Strongyloides ratti, 459 nucleotides long. RefSeq lists its product as hypothetical. The record is from RefSeq and is a predicted model, not a curated record. NCBI's taxonomy places the organism in Eukaryota, Metazoa, Nematoda, Chromadorea, Rhabditida, Strongyloididae. Bases 1 to 459 code for a protein of 152 amino acids. The transcript is spliced from 2 exons.
AUGAGAUGCAAUAAUGGAUUAAUAUUUUUUAUUAUUGCAUUAAUUAUUAUUGUAUGUUGUAGUGUUAUUGGAAAUAUAUUGUAUUUUGUUAAUUUCAAUGAAGAAAGUUAUUGUUUUUCAAUAGCUUAUAAUACAACUAAAGGUAAUGCUGGAAUAUAUUUACUACAUAUUGGAAAUACUUUGUCAUUAAUUUUUUUUAUUAUUGCAAUAAUAAGUUUAUUUACCAUUUCAAGAAAUAGAGAAUGUUCAUUGAUUCUCCUUGUAAUAUGUAUACUUAGAGCUAUCAUUAAUAUAGCUGGAAUUAUUCUUCUUGCAACUGCUUUAACAGAUAAUAAUUGUAAUCCAGGAAAAGCAAUUGCUGGUCUUAUAAUAAAUAUGAUUGGUAUAUUUAUUGUAAUAAUUUUUAUUUGUUUAGGACAAAGUUCAAGAUCUUAUAAUAACGAAUGUACAUAUCAUUAA